This is a messenger RNA of Caenorhabditis briggsae, 1503 nucleotides long. The coding region runs from base 1 to 1503 and encodes 500 amino acids. The record is from RefSeq and is a predicted model, not a curated record. NCBI's taxonomy places the organism in Eukaryota, Metazoa, Nematoda, Chromadorea, Rhabditida, Rhabditidae. The transcript has 10 exons.
AUGCACAAUCCACUCAAAAAACUUUCCCGAUCAAUUUCACACAAACUUCUUGGCAAACGAUCCAACGACAACCAGUCGACAGAGAGUUUUUCAUCGGCAUCAUCGACCACUUCAUCCACAGCAACAACUCCACAACAGAGCUCAAUGGAUGAGGAUCCAUACAGGGAGAUUCUCCGUUCCUACGAAGACAAUGUAUCACACUUGGUUUAUCAUGGCUCAUCGCUCCGUUCGAUGACCUCUUUGGAUAUUCGGAAAAAAUCUGACGAAGUACGCAGACCUGCCACUGUCGCCUCAAACCGAACAUUGUCUUACCAAUUAUGCCGAACGACAUGCAACCACUCAAUCAAUUGCCACUUACCAAGGAGAAAAAACCAUCGAAACCAUCUUGAAUCUAUUAGCUUUUUGAAUGCAAAACCAACUACAAAGACACAAUACCAAAAGCGGAAAAUGGUCAUUCCGAUGAUUCGACUUUUGCUGACAGCGUUGUUUGUGUUGUAUUUUGUGAUAGCACAAGAUCAUCUAAGGAAAAUCAGUGGAGAUGCAGCUCCGGAAAAAGCACAGGAACCACUCGAUGAAUUUGAUGAUUUCAUACCGACUAUUGACUCAUCGGUACGAUUAGACAGUAAUAUUCCGGAGCCUCCACCAUUACCAAUUGGUCUACAGUAUGUUCGGAAGACGGAACCAGCUCUACCACCAUCAGCAAAUGUGGCUCCUCCAUCCAUCAGACCACCUGAACCUCCUACCACAACCCCGGUACCAACAACAACAACAUUCAGAUUGAAUCAAACAAUUUCAAUUCCAUAUGAUGACGAAUUUCCAACUACAGUUGAUGUUGAUGAAGAAUUGCCAGAACCAACUGAUGAUCUAGAAGAGUUCCAGAAGGCAGACCUACUGGAAAAAGAAGAACGGAACAGUGGGAAGGAUCUCGUGAAAAAGACGAUGAUAAACACAACUAACGACUACUAUAUCACGUCUCCAGCCACAACUGUGAUGUCAGAUCUUCAAGAGGACAUUGCUGGGGGAGAUAGCUUUUUUGAUUCCGACAAGCUUUUCGAUAAAAAAAUAUCCGUAACGGAUACCAUACCAACAACAGAUGAUAGUGUUGAGUCGAACACAAAAAGUGGGGAUGUUCUACUGUUCUUUCAUCUAGACAUAUUUUAUAGACACCACCACCACAACUACGACUUCAACGACCACGACGACUUCCUCUCCAAAGACUCGUGUCAUGACAACUCAUGCAGCCCACCAGAAGACGUGUAUUCAUGUGAAGGAACUGAAACUGGCGUCAAAAAAGGGACAAUUGAAGUUUCCGUGGAAUUGGGUGAAGAAGACGAUGUGGAAACUAACGAUGAUUCUUCAGAAGAAGCAGAAGAAGAACGACGAGUUAGGCAAAUCAGGAACAAGAAACCUGUAGUUUGGAAGAAGUUCGAGAUGAACUGCGAUGAAGAAGUCGAUGACAAGGGAAAGAUCUGUAAAGUGGGUCCUUUCAAAUCUGAAAAAUAA